AUGCUGCAAGUCGUGUGCCUCAACUCACUCCAUUCCAAGCUCAAACUCGCAGAAGAAUACCCAGGGCUAGAAGAAGCUCUUCCCUACUACUAUGGCGGAAAACACGAGGAGAGCCAUGGAAGCAUGCUCAACUGGACUUAUUUGAACUCGAUCGACAUGGGGCGUGUACAGAAGCGAAUACGAUCAACCUUUUUGAUGGUAGCGUGCAAAUUUCAAGGGCAAGACUGCAGCAGGAGUUGGCUCCUAGCCCGCUCGAAGCAGGGGUCCUGUUUGCGCUUUCAGCCGCAGAGAUUCGACAAUCUACCCUAUUCGAGGCGGUUGACGCUGUCGAUGGUUCUUGCAUUCAACAAAACCGACUGGACAGAUUGUGGAUGGAAUCAUCACUUAGAUGGAUUCACAAUAUACAUCACCGGUCGGCACGAUCGAGCACUCAUGGGCCCAGAAUACAUCAUGCUCACAGAUGUCACGAGAGGGAUACCAGUUGUGGACCUGAAACAGCAACGGAAAGUCCUUCUCGGUGAGCCCUAUUCCGAAUGCAUAAAGUCAUCGCAGUCUCUUGUGCAUUACGAAAACUACACGCAAAACCAGUGCACGCACGAAUGCCUGAUAAAUGCAGCUAAGAAUUACUGUAACUGCACAGCUACGUAUUUUCCGCCUGCAAUCAAGGAAGAGGACGGCCGUCUUCCAGUUUGUACAUUUAAGCAGCACGCGCAGUGUAUCGUCCCGUUUCAAGAAAAAUAUGACUACAGCGAUUGCGUUUGUCCGCCAGAGUGCGACGUUCGAAUCACGAAAGUAGAAGCGAUUCAAUAUGGCCACUACGCGCACGACCCUAACGCCUUGCCCGAUCUCAAACUCACCUCCGUCAUGUUCAACCUUGACAAUGAAGCAGUUAACAUCCACGAACAUCCCGAGUACACGAAAGCAGCGUUAAUGUCUGACAUUGGAGGCGCAGCUGGUCUCAUUCUCGGCAUGUCAGCUUCGACGAUAGUCGGAGUUCUUGAUUAUGUUUUGAAAGGGUUUUGA
Oikopleura dioica is the source of this 1023-nucleotide messenger RNA. The record is from the annotation of a GenBank genome assembly. NCBI's taxonomy places the organism in Eukaryota, Metazoa, Chordata, Appendicularia, Copelata, Oikopleuridae.